AUGGCCGGGACAAUCAAAAUUUCCCUUACUACCUUCAUUUUCUUAUUCUAUCUACUUCUAUCCACUGGUGGUGCCCCUUUACCUCCAAACGAAGCCGAAGAAAAAUUACGCCCUCUGCCCGGGAGAUAUGACCAACAUUACGACUCGGAAACUGGUAUAGUCACAGCUUAUUAUGGCGAUGACAAGCUUCCAGAGCAUAUGGCUCAUGUACAAUUCAAUCAAGCCCUUCAUCCAGAGAAUCGAAAACCUAUGCCGGUUGCAGACAGUGAAACCAAUAGGUUAAAUCGGGCAAAUGCAUUGCGCGGUAUACCUCAUGGAGGGCCAUUUCGAGAGUAUGCACCAUCGCUGGGUGACCGCGUCCGCGAUGAAAAGCAACCUGCCAUGUUUGACAACGAACAUCAUUCAACUACAACGACGGUUCAAUAUGUUCCAGAUCGCGAAUCCACAGCCGAAGGCGGGCUUCUGAAUGGAGCAAAAAGGCUGAUGAUCCAACAUAAUGCACUGGGGACGGUUCGAGCAAACCCGGGCUGGCUCCCACUUGAUCCCAAGCAGCGCAUUGGCCAUGAAGCGCCUGCACGCCUUAAUUCACAAACUCAGAAACCUAAGGAUGAAGAAAAGGCUUCCAACACCAAGUCAAAGAAGAAAAAAGUCGUUCUGAAAAAGUUAAGAAUUCCCAAAAGUUCCCGGGCCAAAAAGGCGAGGUCAAGGAAUACCCGAAAGAAGUCAUAUCUCCACCCAGGUCGCGUCGCAGAAAAGGAUCAUGUUUGGAAGCCAGAAAACUUUCAACCUUCAAAGGAUGACCAUGCUUCGCACUUUGGAGCUCCUGUACCAAUAUCAAACUCAGACACUCGCCAACCACCACGUCCACAAGAUAGAGCGCAUUACGAACGUUUGCUGGCAGAGAAGGCUCAGAAAUUCAACAAAGACCAUCCUCCACCAGCGGCACAUUCUCUUCAUAAUCUCGUAGAAUCUCACAGUCAUGAUAAGCCGAUUUCGAAGCCUGGAGAAACUGCAGAAGAGCGGAAACAAAAGUUCGUGGAGGACCUCGACAAGAAGAUUAAGGCCGACAGAUUAAAGUCAAAGAUCGACAAAUUCAACGCGGCACAUCCUCCAGCAAAGAUACAUCAAACUGCAGAGGCGCCUGCAAGGUUGGAGAGCCAUGGCUUUAAGCAGCAGCCUAGUAAGCCGGUUGGCCGCCGACGUGGACGGAGCCGACAGCGUGCGAAGUCAAACUCCAGGUCUUCGACUGGUUCAAAAAACAAGUCGACCGGACCCCGCCGCGCUUCAUCAUUGUCGGUACAGCCUGAGAGUGGCAAAGUUCAUGGCAAGGGGCAGCACACAUCCACAGCUACCCCGGCUAAUCAAAAGGCAAAGGCAGAUCAACAUGAUCGUUCCAGUCAUCACAAUGUUAACAAAUCAAAGCCUUCCUCUUCGAAAGUACAGUCGUCGAGAAGCCGGUCGAAAUCUCCAGGAGGUCAUCGUGGAUCAGGGAAGGGGAAGAAGAAAGGUGGAAGAAAGUAA
Messenger RNA from Psilocybe cubensis, 1521 nucleotides. RefSeq lists its product as uncharacterized. Lineage: Eukaryota; Fungi; Basidiomycota; Agaricomycetes; Agaricales; Agrocybaceae. Bases 1 to 1521 code for a protein of 506 amino acids. The record is from RefSeq and is a predicted model, not a curated record. The transcript is spliced from 3 exons.